CGCCCAGCGACCAGCGCGCAGCUAGUGCCUGGUGCCUUCCCGCUCACCACCUGGCUGUCCUGAAAGCAGGGACGCGAGGCCGUGCGCGCGCGCGCGCGCAACCACCCUACUACGCAUUAACUGGGUAGGCGACUACACGCCACUCUGCCCCGCUAUAUAAGAUCACCGAUAGAGCUCGGUCUUCUUCGUCCAGCGCUCCAGAGUCCAGAGCAGCAGCGUCACUACUCACUACUACUGCUUGGCUGUAGCUAGCUAGUGAACUCCUGCUUGGCACGACAUGGGGAGGGCGCCGAGGGGUGUGUGGAACAUGGCGUUUCUGGGGCUGGCCGUCGCGGUGGUUCUUGCGGUGGCCGCCGAGGCGCGGUCCUUGGAGAAGCAGAACCUGUGCGGUGGUGGUUGCGGGCUUGGUGGUGGGGGAGGGUACGGCGGCGGCGGCGGCGGUGGUGUUGGGCUUGGUGGUGGCCUUGGGCACGGUGGAGGGCUUGGAGUUGGGUUUGGAGGAGGGAAGGGUGGUGGUUUUGGUGGGGGUGCAGGCGGCGGAGGCGGCCUCGGUGGUGGAGCUGGAGGUGGCUUAGGCGGAGGCGGAGGGCUUGGUGGCGGUGAGGGAGGUGGUUAUGGUGGUGGUGCCGGCGGAGGUGCUGGUGGAGGCGGCGGCCUUGGGGGUGGUUCCGGUGGAGGUCUCGGCGGCGGGCUUGGUGGUGGUUCUGGUGGAGGCGGUGGUCUUGGUGGUGGUUCUGGUGGAGGCGGUGGUCUUGGUGGUGGUUCUGGUGGAGGAGGUGGUCUUGGUGGCGGAGGAGGAGCCGGGGCCGGUGGUGGUUACGGCGGAGGAGCAGGUGCAGGCGGUGGCACUGGCGGCGGGUAUGGCGGAGGUGCUGGUGCAGGAGGCGGCGCUGGAGGCGGCUAUGGCGGAGGUGCCGGUGCAGGAGGCGGUUAUGGUGGAGGAGCUGGUGGGGGCACUGGUGGUGGAUACGGUGGAGGUGCAGGCGCAGGAGGUGGCUCUGGAGGCGGUUACGGUGGAGGAGCUGGAGGUGGCGCCGGUGGUGGCUACGGCGGAGGUGCUGGCGGAGGCUACGGUGGUGGUGCUGGCGCUGGGGGUGGCCUUGGCUCCGGCGGCGGCGGUGGUUAUGGUGGUGGCGCCGGAGGUGGAGGUGGCAUAGGUGGCGGUGUCUGAUUCAACCUCUUACAUGCAUGCAUGCAUAUGCGUGCAUAGCGAGUGCAUGCAAGGUCUCGACGCAGACUCCCUUGACAGGCAUGCGUGGAGUCAACCUACCAUGUGUGUGCUAUACGGCUAUACCGAUCGAUCCUGAUCAUACUCUCUGCAUAACGAUCUUAAUACACAGAAUAAGAAUGUUGCAUAUGCGUCUAGUCUGUGAUAAUUGUAUGAUAUAUAGUAGUUUAUACGGAGUAUAUAUAUACACUGCGUUAGUAGCAAUCUGAAAGGUUGCUUUGUAUUGUACUAUUUUCAUUAUUGUAUUUUGUCGAAAUAAAGAAACUGUUAUGAGCUACAUAGAGUUCAUAUAUGAUAUAUCAUA
Messenger RNA from Sorghum bicolor (sorghum), 1532 nucleotides. RefSeq names its product glycine-rich cell wall structural protein-like. The coding region runs from base 278 to 1171 and encodes 297 amino acids. Lineage: Eukaryota; Viridiplantae; Streptophyta; Magnoliopsida; Poales; Poaceae. The record is from RefSeq and is a predicted model, not a curated record. The transcript has a single exon.